AUAGCGAUAGACGGACCUUAAUAUAGGAGCAGUGAAAGGUUUGCGUCGUAGGUGUGGAGAGAAUUGUCUUAUUAUUAAUAUUGCACGAGUGGAAUUAUAUAUAACCCCUUCUAUAUUACUAUACCCAACAGCAGUAAGGUUUUGGAGCCUACCUGGCCGCACUCACUUCCACGAUUGUGGAAUCCAUGGCUGUGCAGAACUGAUGCUGAUCUGCGUUAACCUAUGACGCCGAGAACUCCAUACAUGAAGAUAAAAAGUUAUCGGUUGAGGCCACGCCCGUCUAGCAGACAAUGAUAACGACGCAUAUGGGAAGGUAGUUCGUCCGAGAAAAUUUAACACCAAUAUCCGGGGUGUACAUCAAUUCCUAUUGAGAUACAAUACUGAUUGCUACCCGUAUUAAAAAGUCCACCAUGGGUUAUCUUGAGAACUGCUGCCAGAUUUGUGGCGUGUCGUUUGAUUUAGCACGAUGCCGUACAAGAUAUGAAGCUGCGGAAGCUGGUUGGGUUACUCAAAUAGAUUGUAUCGCUCUGGAUACUCUGGAGACACAUCCUCCUGUUUGGAAGCGGAUGAAGAACGUGGAUGCGAGGAUAUCACUGUGCACGGGGUAAAUAGUGUGCAUAUUGCUGGUUUAGGUUCCAUUUUUAAUGGAGGGUACAGCUGCCAUUGUAUUUCUGUGGAAGAACUGAAGGUAGGUACAAUCCAUCUUCCUACAUCAUUAAAAAGCCCAAGAAUGCUCCAGAAGAGAAAGAUGCGGCCGAUUAUGAAAAAUGUAGUGAUAUUUUUCAUUACAGACCAGACAACUAUAGCGUAGGAUCACUACGAGCCAGGAAUCUUCCAAGAGAUCAUUACGGCGCAGGAUCUUUCUUUUUCUGAACUACGAAAUCAAGAUGAGGAGAAAUAUUUCGGUGUACCUAUUCACGAUGCUUGCUGGAAAAUCUUCGAACGUGUAUCCAAGCUUCGACUGGGAAGGGUCGAUUUUCAAGGAUUUAUAGCCCUUUGGUAUGUAAGUGCUGGUUAUAAUGCUCGUUCGUCAAUGCUGGCUUAUGAUUCUUUUAGAGGUAAGCAUGUGGUUCUUGCGGUUUCCAAACUAUCAAGCAAGAGCCUAUUGCAAACGAAUGCAGACAACGAUCCUGGUCCCAUUUUCCUGGCACAGAAGUGAGUUCUCUCAUCGUUCGAUUUCUAUAGAGUGUCUUGGUCAUGAAUUGGUAGUACAUGGCGGCAAGCCCUCAUGAUAUUGUAGGUUUCCAUCGGAUGGCCUUGGAGACUUACUUACCAUUACGCACCACGCGAACGGCGAAAUGACCAAGUUAUCUACAUGGGAAACCAUGCAGGACACCGCCAAAGUCAGUAUAUGUAAACCCCACAGAUCCAUUCUCGAAACUUCCGUUCGAACUCAGGAACAUGAUUCUAUUCAAUCUUCAAGCACAAGAUAUCGGGAGCCUCCGUUAUGUAUCUUGUGGAUUUCGCCAACUAUCCCAACAAGUCUUUCGACAUCUAAUUCUCAAAGAACUUCCAUGGUUUUGGGAAAUCAAUGAAUUUCAAACACUGGAACUUGGAACAAACCCGAAAGCUGUAUGUUAUUCAGUUUGUAGAUGAUAUUUCGAGAUAAGAAGAAGGAAAUUGUUAUGAUGAGCACAAACAAUUUGUUAAAGAUUGUGUUGCGCUGAAACCACAAAGCCUCGAUUGGAAAGAAAUAUAUGAUCGAGUUAAAAUCUACGAAAGGCGGAUAUUGGGAGGGAGGAAUAGAGCGCGAGUUUGGAAAUUAGCCGAGGGAAUCACAAGAAAAAUUAGAAAGUUGAGAGAGUCAAGCAGCUCGCAAAAGAGAUACGAUCUUAGAUACGAGGAGGAUCAUCUUUUCGAUGGACUUACCAUAGAGUAAAUGAAAAGUGAUUAUCAUAAUAUAGAGUUUACUUGUCUCGGCUAUCAAACUUAUCAGAUUGAGAGGACAGCGGACGAUAAGGAGGUGGAAGAUCAGGACUGUUAGU
Sclerotinia trifoliorum is the source of this 1985-nucleotide messenger RNA. Lineage: Eukaryota; Fungi; Ascomycota; Leotiomycetes; Helotiales; Sclerotiniaceae. The record is from the annotation of a GenBank genome assembly.